AGACCGUGCGGCUGGGUUCGGAGAGUCCCCCAGGAUCCCAUCCUGCCGCCGGCAUCCCAUCGAUCCCUGAAAUCACACCUCGGGGCAUCCCAGCCCCGCAGCCCUCUCUUGAAUCCCACACACAGCGCUCCUGCUGGGCACGUGGCUGCCAGCAAAGGCAGGGCCCGGAGCGUCAAACCCGAGGAGAAAAUACAGAACUUUUCCCGCGGUUGUUGCUAUGGAGACAGGAGCAGACGGGAACAGCUCGUUAUCCCUCUCCCUCCUGCCCUGAGCGCCCUGUGCGCCCAUCUCGGGACGGAGGAGAAGAACGACAAAGAAGACGAAGAGGACGGAUGCUGCGGGCGCAGUGACAGACGCUGACACCGCUUCGUGGUUGAGAACUCCGUGUACUUGCUCCAACGAUCCUUUGGAUCCCAUCCACCCCAAAAAUGCUCCCAGGAGCCGGGUCCGGCCGGGAGGGAGGAACCGUAGGUGCGGCAGCUCCGUCCCCGAGCCCACGGCACUGGCGCGUCCCGGGGGGAAACAGCGAAUCCUGCAAUUCCUGGGGCCGGGGGGACCGACGAGGGUCACGGACAGAGAGAAGACCCUCAGAGCUGCUCUGGCCCGCGGUGGCACCGCCGGUUCCCGCUGCCCGGCGAACCGGGAGCGUCCCGGGAGCGCCAGAGCGGUCCUGCAGCCCCCGGAGGCGCCGGCCGAGACCGGGACGGCGGUGUCCGUGCCCCGAUCCCUCCCGGGCCCCCCUCGGUCCCCUUCGGUUCUCCCACCCCGCCCGCCGGGCCCGCUGCCAUGGCAACCUGGACGUCAUAGGGGCGCGCUUUGCGGCACGGCGCGAGGGUUCGGCGCGACACUCGGUGGCGCUUUGCGGCAGUACCGGCGUGCGGAGCCAUGGCGGAGGAGGAGCUGGUAGAAGCGGCGGCAGGGAGCGGCAGCGAGAGCGAGGAGGGGGAGGAUGGCGAGCGGCGGCACCGGCAGCUCCUGGAGGCCAUCAGCGUCUUGUCCGGACGGAAGCGGCGGAAGCUGGCGGAGCGCUCGGAGGCGAGCGGGCAGGUGUCUGAGUUUAAUGUCACCUGCAAAGGUGCUGGGGAAAAGCUGGUUCUGUCGGAGCUGCUGCAGCCCAUUCAACCCAAAUCCACGCUGGGCAGUGUGAGGAAGGAGCUGGCCAGAGUGAAGCGGAAGGCGGCGGUGGAGCUGCCACUGAGCAAAGAGGAGGCCAAGAGGGUGGUGAGGGAGGCUGCCUACGUGACAACCUCAAAGGACGUGGGGAAGUGGCAGCAGGUGGUGCUGCAGAACCGGCGCGCAGAGCAGCUGGUGUUCCCCCUGCGGCAGGACAUCGCCACCGUCACCCCUCUGGAGAGAGUCACCCCGGCAUGGAAGGCCCGAACUCCACUGGAGCAGGAAAUCUUUGGAUUGCUCCACAAGACACAGCAGCCCGUCACAGACCCACUGCUGACACCUGAGGAGAUGGCCUCAGUGCAGGCCAUGAGCUUGGAGGAGGCCCAGCGCCGGCGGGCAGAGCUGCAGAAGGCCCGGGCAGUGCAGUCCUACUAUGAGGCCAAGGCUCGGCGAGCAAAGCGGAUCAAGAGCAAGAAGUACCACCGCGUGCUCAGGAAGAGCCGGAGGCGCCAGGCCCUGAAGGAGUUCGAGCAGCUGCACAAAUCGGACCCUGCGGCCGCCUUGGCACGUCUGGAGGAGCUGGAGCAGCUCAGGAUGCAGGAGCGGAUGAGCCUUAAGCACCAGAACAAGGGAAAAUGGGCCCGAUCCAGGGCCAUUAUGGCUAAGUAUGACCUCGAGGCCCGCAAGGCCAUGCAGGAGCAGCUGGCCAGGAACAAGGAGCUGAUGCAGAAGGUGCGGGUGGAACCGCCCGAGGAGGAGCUGUGUGAGGUGCCCGAGGAGGACACCACAGCCUUGCCCAUGCCCGGCGGGGCUAAUCCCUGGAUGCUGGGCAAGCCCAGUGGCCUGGCCCCACAGCCUGAGGCACAGGAGGGUCCAAGAGAUGACACAGUGCCUGGUGCUGUGGAGAACAAGGACAAGAUGGAGGAGGAGGAAGAGGAACUGUCAGAAGAAGAAGCUCUGCUGCAAGACUUUGAGCAGAAGCGACGGGAGCGGACAGGGAGCCCUGAGGGGCACGGCAGAGACCAUGGUGCUGAUGAGACUGAGAGUGGUGCUGAGCAGCCCAGGGACAGUCCAGUCCCCCCAGUCUGUGCUGAGGAGCUGGUGAGCACAGGGCCAGAGCCUCCCCCUCAGGCCCAGGAACAGCUCCUGCUCUCAGAGCAGCUGCGCCGCGUGCAGACCAUGGAGGAUGUAGAGAGUCUGGCUAAGGAGGAGCUUGUGGAAGAGCAGGAGAAGCUGGUAACCCUGAGAGCAGGGAAGCAAGCACAGCAGCAGGAGGAAGGCAGAGCUGGGGACAGACAUACCAAGAAAGCACCAGCCAAGAGGAAGAUGAUCAGCUUGGAGGCUGUGCUGGAUGGGAAGCCCCAAGAGAUGGACUGCCCCAGCCUGCCUGUAGUCCUGGAAGAGGAGGAGGGUGGCAUCGAGCAGCGUGGGAUGAUCACGGAGGCCUUUGCUGGGGAUGAUGUGGUCGCUGACUUCCGCCGGGAGAAGCGCAAGGCAGAGGAGGCGGGGAAGCCGCAGCUGGUGAACCUGGUGCUGCCAGGCUGGGGCGAGUGGGGCGGCAGGGGCCUGAAACCCAGCACCAGGAAGGUCAAGAGGUUCCUGAUCAAGCCGCCGCCUGCCCCUCCGCGGAAGGACCAGCACCUGCCCCACGUCAUCAUGAGUGAGAAGCGCAACAUUCAUGCGGCAGCACAUCAGGUCAGUGAGCUGCCCUUCCCCUUCGAGCGGCACCAGCAGUUCGAGCAGAGCAUGCAGACACCCGUGGGCCCCACGUGGAACACUCAGCGUGCCUUCCAGAAGCUGACAGCCCCUCGAGUCAUCACCCGCACUGGCCACAUCAUCCAGCCCAUCUCGGCCGAGGACGUCCCCGACACAGCGCCCAGCAGUGGGGCCAGGCUUGGGGGAGAGGCCAUGCCCGGGAGGAAGGCUAUGUCCGGGGGGAAGGCUGUGCCUGGGGAGAAGGCACAGCCUCGGCGCUGCAGAGUGCGGUAGCUCUGUGUCUGCAGCUUGGGCCUCAAACUGGAGUGAGCGGAGGAACCAGGAACAGCAGCAGCAGCUCCUGGUUCUGUCCAGUUCCUUCUACCUCUUUCUCUGCAAUGAAACCCAAGGCUGCCCUUCCUGUGCUGUCUGCAUGGCUGCCUUGGCAGUGUCCAGGGCUAGGUUGGGCCCUCCAUCCUGUCCUUGGGGUCCAUGCAGGGUCAGAUGCUUUGGCUGAGUUGAGGGUGAGAGCUUGGGGUCAGGAGCUCAUAGUGGGGCGCAUCUAGGAGCAUGGUGAAGGACUGGAAUAGCUGUCAACAUCCUGUCCUUUGUCUUUUAUAUCCCUAUUUUUGUACCUAUAUAGAUCUUUAAACCUUGGCCAAAGGGGCUUUCUCCCCACCUUGUCUUGCUGAGCCUGGCCUCGGGAGUGUUUCUUAGAUCCCACCUGCACUCCCAAAGUACCUGCUCAGCCCUAAUAAACCUGAUCACCUGGAAA
This is a messenger RNA of Haemorhous mexicanus (house finch), 3583 nucleotides long. It is a transcript of the gene UTP14A, whose product is annotated as UTP14A small subunit processome component. Bases 886 to 3102 code for a protein of 738 amino acids. The transcript has 14 exons. NCBI's taxonomy places the organism in Eukaryota, Metazoa, Chordata, Aves, Passeriformes, Fringillidae. Gene Ontology annotation, cellular component: nucleolus; small-subunit processome. Gene Ontology annotation, biological process: rRNA processing. The record is from RefSeq and is a predicted model, not a curated record.